UGUUUAAAGUUGCACCUGCUUCCUGAUGACUUCGGCAUUGGUUCUCCAUCCUCCUGCUCGUGAAAAUCUGUCCAAACUCCUCAAAACUUAUACUUUUGUUUGCUAAAAUUCAUUAACAUGCCAAGACGAGUCAAAAAAUCUCCAGCCCCCCAAAAUGAGGAUCCGGACCGGGAGAUGCGCAGAAACAGACUGGCUCUGUUUAUCCAGCAGUUUGAGAAAGAGGCACAAGAGCGAAUGAGGGAUCUAGAGGGCAAAAUGGAAAACAUGCUGGCCACAAUCGAUAAAGUCUUUAGGGUAGAACUGAUGAAAAUGCCCCCUUCUCUUAAAAAUAUGCGAAUGGGCGAUUUAAUAAGUGCGAAGGAAUUACCAGCAAGUGAUGUGUCAAUUGCUAUGAAGAAUGAGACUAAUGAACUACAACAACCACAAAGACGAGCCAGAAGUAGAUUAAAAUCAACGGACUCUGUACCUGAACAAGCCGCUCUUGCUGCAAAAGGCAGGACGACAAAGGGAGGGAAAAAUACCAGGGCGAGGACCAGAACGUUACCUGGGACUAUCAGCACUGGAAAUCUAAGGACCGCUGCAAUCAAAAGAACAGAAAGCAUGAAGAUCGGUGAUAAAAAUUCAGCGACAAAACCAAAGCUCAGGUCGGUGAUGUCAGCUGGUGACAUGCAGUGCUCUAUGGUUGGGGCAUCUGCUCACAUUACGGUCACCACGAGAGAGGGGCGGUCUGUUUGCUUUUCAGAGGAGACUAAGGAUGACAUAAACUUGGACCUUUUAGAUGAAGUAGCCUGGUGUCAAAUCCAGAAACUAACAACUUUAAUGGAUCAUCUGUCAAGUCGCUGCCAAAAAUGACAAAAUGUCUGCUUUGAUUUUUACAAUGUGUUUUAAAAAAAGUUAAUAAAGUUUGUAUUAGUUUAUCAAAGUUUUCUGGAAUCCAUUAUGCAGGCUAUGCACUGUGAUUCAUUGCUGUAAUCUAUAAAAGAUGUACUGUGUAACUUUUCUGGUGGAGGGUCCGCCAUCUUCUUGUUGCUAUGGUGAUCUUAUUGCUUUGCCUAGGAUGUUCUACAGUGUGGCAUUAAACAAAUAUAUAAUUUAUUUUUUCAA
This is a messenger RNA of Boleophthalmus pectinirostris (great blue-spotted mudskipper), 1104 nucleotides long. It is a transcript of the gene cdca9, whose product is annotated as cell division cycle associated 9. The transcript has 10 exons. The record is from RefSeq and is a predicted model, not a curated record. The coding region runs from base 118 to 852 and encodes 244 amino acids. Gene Ontology annotation, biological process: mitotic sister chromatid segregation. Gene Ontology annotation, cellular component: chromosome, centromeric region; chromosome passenger complex; spindle midzone. Lineage: Eukaryota; Metazoa; Chordata; Actinopteri; Gobiiformes; Gobiidae.